UUUGAGCCCUACACUGACGUGAAAGCUGGACUUUUAUUGUGAAGUAGCUGCGCCGACGCUAGUCUGUGUGUCGCUGUGCUCCUGUGUUCAGUUUGGAGCGGCGUUACAUCAGGGCGCGGGAGGAUCUCUGAGGCGGUGUCCCUGGCUGUGUGGCCUAAAGAAGGAUGCAGACAAUAAAGUGCGUCGUUGUUGGCGAUGGGGCGGUGGGGAAAACGUGCCUUCUCAUCUCGUACACCACCAAUGCCUUUCCCGAAGAAUACAUCCCCACCGUGUUCGACAACUACAGUGCCCAGAUGAGUGUUGAUGGACGCACCGUAAGCCUGAACCUGUGGGACACAGCGGGUCAGGAGGAGUACGACCGGCUGCGCACACUCUCUUACCCUCAGACCAACGUGUUCAUUAUCUGCUUUUCUAUCGGUAGCCCGUCAUCAUAUGCCAACGUCCGACACAAGUGGUUCCCGGAGGUGUCGCACCACUGCCCCAGCGUGCCUGUGCUGCUUGUGGGAACCAAGCGCGAUUUGCGCAACGACACCGAAACCAUAAAGAAGCUAAAGGAGCAGAACCUGGCGCCCACCACACAGCAGCAGGGCACGACGCUGGCAAAGCAGAUCAACGCCGUCAAGUAUUUGGAGUGCUCCGCUCUGCUACAGGAAGGCGUCAGGGAAGUUUUUGCUGAGGCUGUGCGUGCCGUUCUCUAUCCUGUCACCAAAAAGAAUUCCAAAAAAUGCGUCCUCUUGUAGUUUGGCCUAGGGGACAGGCGGAAAGGACUUGGAGAGCUCAGUGGACAGACAAAUGAUCCUGGUGUUGGUAGCCAUUUCUCCAUUUCUCUGUUUUUAACCACUCUAGGUAUUGUUUUUGGCUCCCUGAAUUAUUUUUCUUCAACAUUCACCAAAUUAUGCACUCUUUACUGGAACUGAAGAAACAGCUGUUGAUUUCAGAACCACUUUCCCUUUUGCCCUCCUUUGUCUCCUUGGAACGCUCUGGUUGUCAAGAUCUCUCGCACUUACCUCAUGGUUAAAAAUGGAAUUUCAAGAUACAUGGCAAUAUUUUUUUAGAAUGAAUCAAAGCAAUACAGAAACAAAGUUACCUAAGCUUCUGACUCGAGCAGUGUCUGAGGAGAGAAACAACUUUUUCUACUGCCUGAAGUUUUUGUCCUUUUUGUGCCUCGCAGGUUAGCUCAGAUCCUGACACACACACAAAAAAAACAAUAUGAGGCAUUAUAUGUAAUAUUUAUACACAUACAGGGAUCUUAACAACUGAGAAUAAUAAAGCAAAAACCUCUUUAGACAUUGUAUUUUACUAUUACCCAAAAUGUCAUAUUCUUUAUUUUUAUUUUUUUUUUUCAAUGUUUUUUUUUUUGGCUUCUGUGAAAUGAGGCAUUAGAAAGGUGUGCCAUUAUAUUGAGACAUAUUUGUCUUAUAAACAUGGUCACACCAUCUUUGAAUGAAACAAAAGAAAAUGCAACCCAAUACAGUGGCUACAUGAACGUACACAAACAGUUAAAGAUUUUUCACAAGUCUUGUCUUGUAAAAAUGAUUAGUGUUAUCAGAUCCUUGUAUGCCGGAAGCUCACACUUCCUAUUUUGUCUUCCCUCCAUCACACAAAACAGUGUCAAUCUAUUACAUGACAUACUGACAUAUUUGUGUCUAGCGCUGCCUCACUACUUUAAUUCCAAGUGCCUGACUUGAUUUUGGAUUUGAUCCAUAAUCCCGCCUUUUCCUGUGAAUCGUCAGAAGCCUUACAAUGGAAUUGACUCCGAGUCGCUUCAUCUAGGAAUUGAGUCCUUGAAUCCUGUGAACAAGUGAGCACACAUUUCAGUGCCCUGUACAGAGAGACAAGCAAAGUACUAAAAGAAAAUAGAGCGUUUGUCCUCUCUAUUCAAAGGUUUAGUGCCAGGCAUUUGUGACUGCUUCAUUCUUAACCCUUAGUAAUGAUUCAUUCUGAAUCACAGCUUUUCACAGUGAGUCAGUGCUUAGCCCCAGCAGGUAUGAAUGACAGCAUGCAUUUCUUUCCAUAGGCAUUAUUCAAAUACACCAAACUCAUUUCAUACUGUACAUGCUUAAAUUUGGAGAAACAGGAAUGUCUCCAAAUGCCUGUAGAGCUUACAAAAGCAGUCACAACUAGAAUGAUUUUUGACACAUUAAGUAUCUUGUUUCACUUAUUUUUUUCUGAUUGAUAAUUGACAUUUCAGUCCAUAUUCUCGUUAAAGUUUCACUUUCCUGCAAAUGAUGGCGAGUGCUUGCUGCUGUGUUUGUGUAAAGCUAGGUGUGUAUUAGAAUAUAAUACAAACAUCAAGAUUCAGCUUUUGCUUAGCAAAAGAAUGAGUGUAUGGAUGCAGGGGGUUUUACACUCUGAAGUUUUCAUUAUGUGUGCUCUGUAAAGAGCAGCUUCACUAAGACUGCCAUUAAAAGCCAAAAAUCACCAAUUGAUCAUCUGUACUUGUGAAAUAAUUCAGAUUGUCUUUGUUUUUUUUUUCUUCUUCCGAAUAUGCUAUGUGCUAAAAAAAAGUUAAAUUAGCGGUUGACGUUUUUUUUUUUUUUUUGGACAAAUUGCAUUACAUAAGCCUAUGCAUGAGUGAAGCUUUAUUCCUUUAUUUUGAUGUAUCUCAGCAGCAUUUAUUAUAAAUACCAUGUGGUUGCAACUUGAUCACGUUACAGCGCCUGCACAUUUAAUCGCCAUCUUGGGUUUGUGGCUGAUGCAAAGAACUGACAUUGCUGAACAGUAGCGUGGUUUCAAAAGUGAAGUGGUACUUGGAUUAUUUUGUUUGUUUUGUGCGUGCUGAAAAUGUUGCACAUUUCUCUACGUAUCAAGGCUUACUUGCUGUGUCUCCGUGUUAGUCAGGCUUCUCGAAUGCUAAUAGUUUAUAAUUUUAUAUAUUUUUUUAAUUUAGAUUUUUGACUACAAUACUCAGCCAAAGAGUGCCUUUGGAUACAAAGAUAUCAGACUGAGAGCACAUUGAGACAGCGGACCUGUUCUAUUGUACUCUAAGCGUAAUAAACAUCCAAGCCGUUUCUUAUUGUUGCCUUUAGUCUAGUCUUUAUUAAAACAAAUUCCUCUGUGCUAAGACUAUUGAACGGUUUUGGUUUUGUCAGUGAGGAAAAGCCCUCAGAAAACCGUGGAUGCAUCACAUCUUUGUUGGUCUGUCUGCUUUGGUGUAUUUGGUACUGCAUUUAUACACUGGGAACUUGAUUUUUUUUUGACAAAAUUGUCAUUUUUAUAACAAACAUUUGUAUAAAUGAACUAACAGUGUAAUGACUUUAAAUUAUGCUAAAUAAAACUAUAAUUUACA
Tachysurus fulvidraco (yellow catfish) is the source of this 3289-nucleotide messenger RNA. It is a transcript of the gene rhogd, whose product is annotated as ras homolog gene family, member Gd. Lineage: Eukaryota; Metazoa; Chordata; Actinopteri; Siluriformes; Bagridae. The coding region runs from base 165 to 740 and encodes 191 amino acids. Gene Ontology annotation, molecular function: protein kinase binding; GTP binding; GTPase activity. The transcript has 2 exons. Gene Ontology annotation, cellular component: cell projection; cytoplasmic vesicle; cytoskeleton. Gene Ontology annotation, biological process: regulation of actin cytoskeleton organization; regulation of cell shape; cortical cytoskeleton organization. The record is from RefSeq and is a predicted model, not a curated record.